Blepharisma stoltei is the source of this 1979-nucleotide messenger RNA. Lineage: Eukaryota; Ciliophora; Heterotrichea; Heterotrichida; Blepharismidae. The record is from the annotation of a GenBank genome assembly.
AUGCAAUCAGGCGGAGUAAGCUUCGAUGAAGUAUUUUUAAAUUAGGCUUUUAAAUUAGUAGGUGGACAUGGGAGCUUUCAAUUGAAAUCCAGCAUUGGGCUGUGGUUGAGCCUACUGCAUGGCUUUAUUUUACUUUUUGGCUUUCAGUAUAGCUUGACUAUCCCUAGUCUUAUAUGCAAAGAUAAAGCAGGUCUAGAAACUUGUAGCGAAGAAACAGCGUGCAGAGUUGGAGAGUUCAUUUUUGAUCCUCACGAAAUAAAAAGUGCGGUUUCCGAGUGGUAAUUAUAAAUCAGGACACUCUUAUGCGGCAUGAAGUAUCAUAUCUUUAUUCUGAUUGCAAUUGUUGGCGUAGGAUUCUCUAUAGGAAUUUUAGUAUUAGGAAAACUUGCUGAGAUAUACGGAAGAAAAAAAACUUUAUUUUUUGGGAUCAUUCACUCUGCUUCUACUGGAUUUGUGCUCAUUUGCUCUCGAACACCUUGAUUCUUUUCGACAAUUAUGUUUUUUUGUAGCUUAUCGCUUCCUGCUUCAAUUAUUAUCCCUUAUGUGUGGAUUUUUGAACUCUCAGACAAGCCUUUUAGACCGAUUUUUUAUUUACUAAAUACAGUUUUAGUGACUAUGGCAUUUGCUAUUGCUUAUGCAGCCUCUAAUUAUUUUUUGUCCUGAAGAGCUUCGGUUAUAGCGUCAGUUAUUUUUGGGCUAAUCGCAAUUUUCCCAUUACGGUCCUUGAAAGAGUCACCGAGAUUUUUAGCCUGCAACCUUGGAAGAUAUUCUAAAGCAAGGAAAAUACUGAAAUUUAUAUCAGAAGUUAACAAAAAAGAAAGCUUUCAGGAAAAAUUAGAAGGGGAAGCUUUUAAUGAGUACGAAAAAGCAGGCAAAAUAUCGACUCAUGUGUCAGACCAGCCAUCUGGAGCAACUGCUGUGCUGGCUCUAGACGAGAGCACAUUAGAAAAAGAAAAACAUGAGGAUAAAGGUAUUCACAUAGGAUUUAAGUAUGUGUUUUUUUCAAGAAGACUUACUCUCAUCCUCUGUGAGCGAACAAAACAUUGGAAAAACCCUAUUUUUUGCCUAAAAACCCACCCUCCGCAAUCGAACAAAAAUUUUUUAUGAAAAAAAAAAAUGAUAUAUAAGUGAUAAUUUACUAUAAUGAAAUCUAUAGCUAAUUCUGUUUUAAUUUUAAACAGCUUGCAUUUUAAAACAUAAAUUUAAUAAUUAAAUUUAAUUUUUACUCUUAAAUUUACAAAUUAGAAUUUUUUAAAAAAAGAAAAUUAAUCCCCACCGUGAGCUUACAAAAUGUUUUUUUGUUUGCUCACAGAGGGGGGAAAGUUAGGAAAAUGCUAUUCAGAUGCAGUUUUUCAUGAUUAAUUGUCGGUUUUGAAUUAGGAAUCAUUGUUAGCCAAUCCAAGUAUUUCAUAAAUUAUUCUUUAUUUGAGCUUACAAUCAGCUGCAUCUUGUGCCUCUUAUUAUCCACACAAGCUGCUAUAUUUGGCAACAAAAUUGGAACUCGACGAUCUACGAUGAUUGCAUCUGCGUUUUUCAUCAUAGCAUGUGCAAUUCCUUUAUUGACUUACAUUGACUCCCCUAUGCUAAAAACAGUAUCAAGCUAUGGACUUAUAAUAACUUUUCCUGCAAUUUUCAGUGUAAUUACAUUCUUGUUCAUUAUAACUCAAGAAUCAUUCCCAACAUACGGUAGAUGUUUGGCUUCAUUUCUUUGCUUAUUUUUUAUGAUUUGCUCUUUUGCAAUAGGAUAUUCUAUUCAAUACUUGCAUAUUCCUCAAAAAAUAAUUCUUUGGGCGGUAAGUCUUGUUUUAAUCCCUUCAAUUUGUCUUUACCACCCAGACUCUCUAUAUGAAGAAAACUUUGACGGAGCUGCUGACACAUCAAGUAUCGAAAUAACUGUCCAAGCCACAAAGAAACCGCCAAGCCAUCAGAAAUCAAACUCAUCAAGCUUCCAAGUAAUGAGUGAAGAGCUAAGCGCUUAA